AUGGACCGACAGCUGGAAGAGAAGGUGCAACACCAUGUCCGGAUCUGGUGGGGGCAGAGGGUGUCAUUGAGGAAGCACGGGCCACAUCAAGGUGGCAUUGAACGGUUCAACGGUGCAGAUACCGCCGUUAAUACCCCCGCGGGCAAGCCGAAAAUCUUGCAAGUUGCCAGGUUGCCUCCAUCAGUCGAUUAA
Messenger RNA from Podospora pseudocomata, 192 nucleotides. RefSeq lists its product as uncharacterized. The coding region runs from base 1 to 192 and encodes 63 amino acids. Lineage: Eukaryota; Fungi; Ascomycota; Sordariomycetes; Sordariales; Podosporaceae. The record is from RefSeq and is a predicted model, not a curated record. The transcript has 3 exons.